AUGAGUGGGUUUCUCAAGGUUAAAGGAACCAAGAUAGUUGACUCCAAUGAUAAGCCGGUGGUAUUGAAAGGAUGUGCUACCGGAGGACACCUUAAUAUGGAAAAUUUCAUUACUGGAUACCCAGGACAUGAGACUGAACAUAAGAAAGUGUUGGAGUUAAAAAUGGGUAAGCAGAAGUACGACUUCUUCUUUGAGAAGUUUUAUGAUUAUUAUUGGACGGAGCUGGAUGCCCUUUUCUUCAAGAAUGAGUUGAAAUUGAACUGCGUGAGAAUUCCUUUUAAUUACCGUCAUUUCUUAAAUGAUGAUGGUGAUUUAUUCAAGAUUAACGGUGACGGAUUCACAAAGUUGAAUAAGAUCAUCGAUACUUGCUCCAAGCACGGCAUAUAUACCAUUUUGGACUUGCAUGCUGUUCCCGGGGGCCAGAACCAAGAUUGGCAUAGUGACUCUAGCAUUCAUAAGGCUCUUUUCUGGGACUUUAAGAUAUUUCAGGAUGUAAUUAUUAACCUUUGGGCUGAAAUUGCUAAAUAUUACGAAAAGAAUGAAUGGAUUGCCGGUUAUAACCCAUUGAAUGAGCCAGCGUCCGAAGACCAUUCAAAGCUUAUUGAUUUUUAUGUUCGUCUUGAAAAAACAAUUCGUUCCAACGAUUCAAAUCAUAUUUUGUUUUUGGAUGCAAAUACUUAUGCAAUGGAUUUUAGUCAAUUCCCACCAGCAACGACUUUCCCUAAUUCUGUUUUUUCGAUUCAUGACUAUUCAAACUUCGGGUUCCCCAACCCACAAGGUACUUUAUACGCCGGUUCUGAUUCUGAAAAGACAAAACUUGAAAAUCAGUACACUCGUAAAAUUGAUUAUAUGAUCAAGAAUAAAGUCCCGGUAUGGAACGGGGAGUUUGGUCCGGUGUAUGCGUCCACCGUUCGUGGUGACGGCGAUCCCGAUACCAUCAACAAGGCACGGUAUCAACUUUUAAAAGACCAGCUUGAUAUUUACUCGCAUGGCGAUCCCAGCGGUGAUAAAACCCCAAUCAGUUGGAACAUCUGGCUCUAUAAAGAUAUCGGAUACCAAGGAUUGGUUUACGUGGACCCGGAAUCAAAAUUGUACCAAGUAUUGGGGCACUACCUUAUCAGAAAGAAAAAAUUGGGCUUGGAUAGAUGGGGGAACGAUAUUGAUCCAAAAUACGCUAAACUCUAUGAUUCAUUACAAGAGCACUUUGAACAAAACAUCCCCUUGGAGAACCAAAGAGCCAUCUAUCCGCAUGUCUGGACCAUAAGAGAUCACAUAUCCCGGGUUACUAGAAAUUUGUUGUUCAGUCAAUAUUUCCAGUACGAAUACGCUGACUUGUUGGCUGACUUGACCUAUAACGAGUUGGACGAGCUCGCCGCUUGUUUCAAGUUAGAAAACAUGUUAAAAAGAGACCAGCUCAAUGAAAUCUUGAGAAAUUAUUAG
Molecule: messenger RNA, 1440 nt
Organism: Hyphopichia burtonii NRRL Y-1933
Lineage: Eukaryota; Fungi; Ascomycota; Pichiomycetes; Serinales; Debaryomycetaceae
Gene: EGC1
Product: glycoside hydrolase family 5 protein
Exons: 1
Coding region: 1-1440 (479 amino acids)
Biological process (GO): glucan catabolic process
Cellular component (GO): cell surface; extracellular region
Molecular function (GO): beta-glucosidase activity
Source: RefSeq, a predicted model, not a curated record